This is a messenger RNA of Danio aesculapii, 7289 nucleotides long. RefSeq names its product ubiquitin-conjugating enzyme E2Q family-like 1 (gene ube2ql1). The record is from RefSeq and is a predicted model, not a curated record. The transcript is spliced from 2 exons. Lineage: Eukaryota; Metazoa; Chordata; Actinopteri; Cypriniformes; Danionidae. Bases 484 to 1323 code for a protein of 279 amino acids.
UACCAGCUCCUCCUCCUAUUACAGGAUAGGCUGGUGGGAGUGCCUCACAGCCAUUGCCAGUCUCUAAUUGGACGGCUUGGAAGUCAAUCACAUAGCUGUAGUCACUCCAGCGAACGGUGAUCAGGUCAAGGGCGGGAUUUGUUGGAAUACUGGUGUGAAGAAAAAAAAAUAACUCGUGCAGGACCCUCGAUUACUCAUUCCGUCCAGGUACAGCGGAAGCCAACCGACCUGAGGUGCUCGGCUCCCGUUAUUCUCGUGUGCAUGCGACAGAUAUCGGUUGACUUCGAGCGACGCUUCCGUGCCUCCUGCAUCAGCCGCGGCUGUGCUUCAUAGGGAAUUAUAGCAGCAGGAAUGCGCAUUAAAUGAUCGCUCUUAUGUUUCAGUGCACUCGCGCAGGGGAAAUGAUGCAUUGAGGACCGGCUGCUUUGCGGGCGUUUAUCUUCAGAGCUUCAUUACAUCCACCUCGAACGGCGAACCUAUACAAUGGCUACUCUUUUGCGCAAAAUCGGACUCAUUCGGCUGCACGACCGAGACACAGAGGACCCGAAGCAUCACCACCAGGGCUCUUUGAAAGGGACUAAAGGCAACCAGAAAAACAACAACACGAAGCACUGCAACACCAGCAACGAGACCAACAACAUCCUCAGCACGCCCGAAAUCAAAGCCAGGCGCUUCGACGUGUCCGGCAAGGACAAACCAGUCGUCAAACAGGACAAACCGAUCAAGGACACGAAAGAGAAGCAGCAAACGGCGGGCAGCAAGGCGACGAGCGGCUCCGUGAUGCUCCCGCCGGCGGCGAACCGACAACACUGCACCCAGGUGCGGACGCGGAGGCUGAUGAAGGAGCUCCAGGAGAUUCGUCGGCUCGGCGACAGCUUCAUCACGGUGGAGCUGGCGGACGAUAACCUCUUUGACUGGAAUGUCAAGCUGCAUCAGGUGGACAAGGACUCUGCGCUAUGGCAGGACAUGAAGGAGACCAACACCGAGUUCAUACUGCUGAAUGUCACCUUCCCCGACAAUUUCCCCUUCUCUCCUCCGUUCAUGCGCGUCCUCACGCCGCGGCUGGAGAACGGAUACGUGCUGGACGGAGGCGCGAUCUGCAUGGAGUUAUUAACGCCCCGCGGCUGGUCGAGCGCAUACACCGUCGAGGCCGUGAUGAGGCAGUUUGCUGCCAGUCUGGUGAAAGGACAGGGUCGCAUCUGCAGGAAAGCAGGCAAGUCUAAGAAGGCCUUUAGUCGCAAGGAAGCUGAAGCAACCUUUAAGAGUCUUGUCAAGACCCAUGAGAAGUACGGCUGGGUCUCUCCUCCCGUGUCCGACGGCUGAUGUCAGCAUCUUCGAUGGCAAUCCCGACAUGGCGUUUUUCAGUUGGGUUUUCUUCUUUUUCAUCAUCAAACUUAACUACGACAAAAAAACAAAACAAAAACAACAACAAAAGCUAGCGCGUCAUAUCUCACACAUCAACGUGGCACAUUCAGCAUCAUUCCGUCCUUCACUCUUCUUCAUCGAGGUGCCAUGGACCGAACACUCGCUGCGACAUCACAAUUACUCAUGAGUGGCCGUCACUGCAGCUACAUACAGCUAAAGACUCCGGAUACGACUGAGGCUCCAAGCUAAAUUAAAUGUGCACCAAUCCUCCCUCUAUAUACUGUCUGUCUGUCUUGCUUCUUUUCUCCACCAUCUAUCCCUCGUUCUUUUAAUAGCUGACAAUGACUUGCGCUGAACAGCAUCAGACCUGCCUCCCAUUUACAUGCAAAUGACUUUGUUAACACUUAAUAGAUAAGCAGAUCAUCACACUACAUUCGAGGUUCAGUUUUGCUGGUUUCCUCCUCAUUGGCUGUGCUGUUUUUCACGGUUGGAUGCAACUUGAUGAUUGUAAUUUAUGUAGAGCUGUGCUCUUUCUUUUCCUCUGUGCGCGUGGCGAAAUUUAGACAUCACUGUGUUGCGUAGAUGGUGAUUGAUUUCCAAUGGAGAAAAAAAAAAUACUCUAGGGCUUUGUUCAGACAGGCAGCAAAUAUCUGAUUUUUUAGGCAUAUCCCAUUCAAAUUCAAUUACAGUUUUGAACGCUGAACUGAAGAAAAAUUCACAUCAAUGUGGUUUAAAAUUUUAAGAUCCAAAUCAAUUUUCAGUUCAUUUCUCCUCACAUAGCAAACCAUGUGACUGUGUAAAUGAGUGCACAAGUCAGCAGUAUAUGCAUGGAUGCGUAAAAAUGCCUCUUGCGAGUCUAGCACCACCACAUGAUAGACACGAGCAGAGGAAAAAUUCCCAGUUUUCCAUCCUCUCGUUCCACAUUGACAGCUGCUCUUGGUUGUCUGGCGUCGCACUGGAUUUCCACAACACAGUCUGAACAAACACCAGAUUUCAUCACUUACAAAAUGGCAGACUCUCAAUCCAAAAAUUGGAUUGACGUGCAAGCCUUCGUCGCUAAUACAGAGGUCCAAGAUUUUAAAAAACAAAACAAACAAAAAAAGGCAUAAACCACCUCUGUUGAUUUGUUUUAUUAUUUGUUUUCGGAGAAGACCAAAAGCUCUUAAUUCUAAUGGUUUAGAUACCAGAUGGCAUUAGUGAAUGUCAGCGUCCCAGUGGGAUCUUGGCAUUGGCGAGAGAUAGAGAGAGGCAUGUGACAGACAUGGUGAUGUUUGCGUUCACCAUGGCAUCAGUCCCUACAGAGCUCUGAACAACAGGACAUUGCCGACCAAGCAGACCCAACCUCAUGUUAGAAUAUUGCAGUAUCUUAGUACCUUCACACACCGAUGCUCCAAACAUGAUCAAAAAUUAAUUGUGUUGAUUCGCUUGUACUAUUUGGGCUCGUCAUCGAUCGAUAUGCUUGUGGUUGCGGGCCUGAUUCCUCCACCCUGCACUGACUCUGCAUCACUGUGCCGUGUGCUUGAUCAAUACUAUACUAGAACAUCGGUAAACAGGACAAAAUGGCUGACAGCACGGGAUGCAAGAUCUCACGGCUGCGUAAAUCAGCGCGCGAAGCUCCGUUAUGACUUUGACAAGAGGCAGAUGAAGAAGGACAGAGGUGAAGAGAGAGACGCUGAGGGGGCGAUUCCUUUGUUCAGGAACCUUGAGGAAUGAGGGCGGCUCGUUUAGUUGCCUGAUUGAUGCUCUCCGAGAGACACAGCUCCACGCCUUGAUGUUUAUUGACUUCUCCUUCAAAUGUCAGCGUGAAUCUGGAACAGCUCGACUGCAUCUUGUGAGCGGUGAGAUGCAGAAGAAGCUCUGUUUGUUUUAGAUCCCACCCUACCCAUGGUGCUCUCCACACGGUGUGUUUGUGAAAUACAAAUGUAGUCGAGGAGUCGAAAUUAUAUAAGGCCUGUUAGAGGAGGAAUUUGCACAAAAAUGUUCAUUCUGUCAGAAACGUUUCUUAAACGUAGUGCUGUUUCAAGUGUGUAUGGCUAUCUUUAGUCAUUGAAACGCAAUUGGAAAAGUGUGUAGUGGCUGCUCUUUUUCCAUUAAAUUGUCAUUCUCAAUUGUCAGUCUUUUCUGAAGGCAUAUGAGUAUUUAAUAUGAGGAAAGAUCUAAAUUUAAAGGGGUGUUUACAUAACACUAAACUAAAAACUGAAAAUAUUUUCUGUAUUUUGGCCAUUUCUGAAAAUGCAAACAAAUUUUUUAUCAUCUAAACCAGUGUUUCUCAACCAUGGUCCUGGAGGACCACCAACACUGCAUGUUUUAGAUGUCUUCUUUGUCUGUCGCACCCAUUACUGGUCUUUCAGUCUCUGCUAAUGAACUGAUGAUCUGGAUCAGGUGUGUUUGGUUAAAGAGACAUGUAAAAUAUGCAGAGCUGGUGGUCCUCAAGGAACGUGGUUGAGAAACACUUAUCUAAACUACGAAAAUAAAAAUUUGCUAAACCUACGGUGGCCGAGAGAGCUUAACGUGCUGCAAUUUAAGAAAACUCGUGCUAUUACAAAAAACGCCAGCGAAUUGAGAAAAGAUCUUCAUCAGUUCAUCAGCAAAUCGUCACAAUGUAAACACAUUUUUAAAAAAAACACUGCAUUUUCACACAACGCAAACAAUUAAUAAAACGCUCUGCAUUUUCACACAAUGCAAACAUUUAACAAAAACUCGCUGCAUUUUCUCACAACAUAACUGAAAUGCUUCAAGGAGACCCUAAAACAUGACAGACCCUGCUAUUUAUGGUAUGGUUAUUUAGGCUAAUAAAUUCUAAAGAAACGGGAAUCAGGAUAUUAAAAUAAACAAGCAAAAACUCACCCUUCAAAGAUCACAUACGCCCGAUUCACAUGGGCCAACGCUUGACAGAGGGCGUGUCUGAAAUUGAGGAUGAUGUGAUCGUGAUAGCAGCGUCAGCCAAUGAAAUUAGUCCACAAUCAACAUGGCUAAGCUGGUGUAUUUGCAUAAAGCAAUCUGAUUGGCUGACGCGUCCGUUGGCUCUUGAAAAGUUGAGAAGUUCCCAAUUUCUGCAGCGAGCAACGCCACUGAAGCGGCGCCGACGGAUCCACAAUGCAGUUCGGCAACGCCUGAUGUCACCUAUUCAAAGUGAAUGGGAAGCGUUGACACUGACACCUCGUGUGAAUGAGGUGUUACAACUUCACUGAGCAAUAGUUAUGGCACAGCGGCAUUUGUCACGUUUUUGGGUCCUUUUGAAUCAUUUCCGUUGUGUUCCGUUCUUUUUGUGUUGUGAGAAAAUGCAGCGUUUUUUGUAAAUUGUUUUCAUUGUGGGAAUACAUUGAGUUUUAUUUUCGCGUUUUUUUUUUUUAUGUGUUUACGUUGUGAUGAUUUGCAGCACGUGUGCUGUCAAACUGAUGAAGAUCUUUUUUCAAUUUGCUGGCGUUUUUUGUUAUUGCAUGUGUUUUCUUAAAUUGCAUCAUGUUAAGCUCUCUCAGCUACCCUAUAAACAGAAUGCACAUGCAUAUUAUGUGUGGAGUCUACCAUCAGCAGUUUUAAAGGCGCUUUAUUUAACAUUUAUUUAGUACUAUUAUUAUCAUGCACAACUCUUCAACACGGGUCUGACCGGGGUCAUUUUGGCAAUUACUUUUUUUGUACAUUGUCAUAUAAAUGUACACAAAGUAAAGGACUAAGACAGUCUAUCUUCCACCAUUAAAGUCUGGAGCCACAUUCACUCAAACAAUGACUUUUGCUGCUUGUUCAACCUACUAAAAGUGAUUUGAAACAACACAAUUCUUACAUUUUUUGGGACAACUUAAUUGUUUUAUAUUCAGUCCACUUAAGCUAACUUAAUCGAUUUGGGACAACAUGAAAGAAUUGUGUGGAACCCGGCAUUUUUUACAGUGUUUGAUGUCAGCGUGGGUGGCACAUUGGCUUAGUGGUUACCACUGUCGCCUCACAGCAAGAAGGUCGCUGGUUUGUGUCCUGGCUGUACCAGUUGGCGUUUCUGUGUGGAGUUUGCAUGUUCUCCCCGUGCUCAUGUGGGUUUUCUCUGGGAGCUCCGGUUUGGCCCACAGCCCAAAGACAUGCGGUAUAGGUGAAUCGGGUAAACAAAAUUGGCCGUAGUGUAUGAGAGUGUGUAAAUUACUGUGUAUGGGUGUUUCCCAGUAAUGGGUUGCGGCUGAAAGGGCAUCCACUGCGUAAAACAUAUGCCAGAAUACUUGGCAGUUCAUUCCGCUGUGGCGACCCCUGAUAAAUAAGGUACUAAGCCAAAGAAAAAUGAAUGAUGUCAAUGUUGUUUUGACAUCAUUAUAACUGCUGAUAUGAUAAACCCUGAAUGCUUUUAGUUUAAAAUCCCUUGUUUGUAGGCCACCCAAAAUGAUCAUAUGACUUCAGAAGACUGUAAUAUGGCAGACAUGAGAUUAUGAGUAUGAUUUUAUCAUAAUAUUUUGUCAUUUUAAAACAUGACAGCUUUGAUCUACACUGAAUGUCAUUACACAGAGAAGAACAACAGUUUGCUUCUUGUUGAAAGAAAGCCUUACACAUUUGACUUCAUUUGAGUGAACUACUGCUUAAAAAACAACACGUCGAGGUUGAAAAUAAUCUAAUUUCCAUGUUGAUAUACACAAUAUUUCAAGGGUAAUCUUCUUCAGACAUGGAAACAGCAUGUGCCAAAAGCUUAAUGUACUUUGUCACCAUUUCCUUGUGUGUUUUCCUGUGUGUAACUGCUGCGCUCUCAGUAGAAAGACUCUCUGCUAUCACUGACGGUUUCAAAUGUCACAUGAGAAGCUGCUAAUUAAUACGGCAUUUGAACAAAAAAGGAGAAGAAAAAAGACAAGGACACUGCUGUGUAAAUGAUAAAACCACAAAUUCUGAUGCCCUGAAGGAAGAUGAUGGGGGAAACAACACUGUUUAAUGAUCUGUUAUUGAUAUUUAUUUCUGUCUAGUAGUUUUUGUGUUAUUAAUAUUAAGGUUAUCCAUUAUAAUAAAUGGAGUGCUAUGAAAAGUGGCAAACACUAAUUUUGCUGUAUGCAGUGGUGUUCAUAGGAAAUGAAAUUAAUGCUGAUCACUGGAGAACUUGUAUUUCAUGUUCGUAUCAAUGCAGCGAUUGUAAAAAAAAACAAACAAACAAACAAAAAAACAUGCGUAAACCCUGGUGUGGGUGGCUUAUUGCAGAUUUCUGUGUGAUCGCAGAUGGUGUCUCUUAUCACUACUGAAGUGCAUUUGGUCUUCUCCAGUCUCUUGUUCGGACAUUACUGAGAAGUGGUCGUGUGUUUUCCUAUUUAGUGAGAGGAGAUACUAUACCAAGGACUUACUAUAACCAGUCGAAAAUAUCGCGAAAUUGGAUGUUUUCUGGUUUAAAGCAUAAUUUUGUGAUAUAGUUUAGCGCCGUAGUUUGCAGAAACUAACUAACAGAGUUGAUCGUCCAAACGAAUGAGAUGAUUCUGUUGUAUUAUAUCUGCAUGUGGUCUGUGAUUGUUAGCUAGCUAACUUGUUUUCAUUUUCCUUUUCGUUUUUGGGUUUCGUUUUUUCAAAAAUGCAAGAAAGUAACGAAAAAGAGCAGAAGCCGCUUCUUUGUACUUUUGGGUUCGUUCCGUUUGUCCUGGUUUUUCUUUAUUAAUGUCCUUAAAUGUCAAAUUGUGUUCUAUGAAUGUGUUUUAAUUUAUUUGUAGUUUGCCAAAAUGAAGAUUUUGAAGCAUGUUGCAGGCAUUGUCACUGAUGAUAAAAAGAGAAAGAAAAUAAAUGGAAAAAAAAUAUUAAUAUAUGUACCUGGAUUGAAAGGAGUCUGGUAUAUGUAGUGAUCUCAGGCUUUCACGGGGUGAAAGGUAAAAACUACAAGACAAUGUGUUUUCUGCACUGCGUAAACAUCAUGCCAGGAUGUGGUCAGAGCAAAACCAAACAGGAAUGUGCAAUAAAGGCUGUAGGCUGAUUCCACCCUGGAA